AAUUUUCCGCGUAUAAAUAAUCCAAAUUAUAUAUUUCUCUAGUACUAGAAUGUGGCGGAUUGUAGCAAAAGGUUCUUCCUAAUCUUCUUUACCGUGACGUAAGAGAGUAAAUGGACGAAACACGGUAUGCCGUUUAGUUCACUGCAACUAUGCCAGAUGGCUUCGUAAAGUAUGUUUUUCCUUUUCUCCGUUGGGUCCAGCACAAGUCAGGUAUUAUAUGAAUUGCUCCGUGAGUAGCCUCUCUAUUGAUUUCUGUAGAAACGGGAGAAAAAAAUGUGUAUGUUAGAUUUAUUCCUAAGCAAUGUAAAUACAAUAAAAAUGGUUGGAACGAGUUAAGCAAUAUAUUGCUGGUGUUAUAUAGAGUCUUUAUAAUUUUGCAAUUGCAAGUGAUUCUCUCGUCGCUAUGUUAUUCUUGUUUGCUUUUUUUUCUUUAAGUAGUUACCUCAAUAACCCAUGAUCGGCGUGAGGUGACGUACCUCGGCUGUGAGAUGUCAAAAUAGUCAUGAAAGACUCGCUCUACAGUAUAGUUCCGCUACAUGCACGACCCGAAUUAGCCAAAGACUGUUGUGCGUUAAUCAAUUCGGAAUGGCCUCGAAGUGAAACGGCACGAUUAAGAACAUUAAAUGCAUCAUGCGAAGAGUUUCCAACAUGUCUUAUACUUCUCAAAGAAAAAGACGUUAUAGGUCAUUGUAAAAUUUCAUUAAUACCCAGUUUAGAAAACAGUUGUUUUGUUCAAUCUGUUGUGAUAGAUAAUAAGUGCAGGACUCAGGGAUUAGGAUCCAUGUUAAUGCAAGGCACCGAAAAGUAUGUUAAAGUCAAAGGGAUAAAAAAAGUCUAUUUAAUGACUCAAGGACAAGAGGGGUUUUAUUUGAAAAAUGGAUACAAAAUUAUUGAACCAGUCAACAUAUAUGGAAGUCCCACGUUUCUAUCUCCUGUUUCCAAUAUCACAAAUACUGAAAAUGGAAAAAAGGAAUAUUUGGGACCACCACCUCCACCAAUGCCUAAUCAAAUACGGAAUACUGGUUUGCCCAUUAUAUCUUCAAAAACCUACAUGCUAAAAGCAUUGUAGAAACAAUAACACAAUUUUCUUA
This is a messenger RNA of Orussus abietinus, 1091 nucleotides long. It is a transcript of the gene Naa80, whose product is annotated as N-acetyltransferase 6. The record is from RefSeq and is a predicted model, not a curated record. Gene Ontology annotation, molecular function: N-acetyltransferase activity; acetyl-CoA binding. The coding region runs from base 503 to 1069 and encodes 188 amino acids. The transcript has 4 exons. Gene Ontology annotation, cellular component: cytoplasm. Lineage: Eukaryota; Metazoa; Arthropoda; Insecta; Hymenoptera; Orussidae. Gene Ontology annotation, biological process: protein acetylation.